CACCACCACCGAUACACACGCAAACUCUCUUCGUCAACACACCUACGUCUCAAAAAACGCAAUGCCUGCAAUCUAUCUUAUCAGUGGYGGUGCCCGCUCCGGAAAAUCUGGUUACGCACAGGAGUUGUGCGAGUAUCUCUCCCCAAAUCCGAUCUACCUGGCGACCUCGACGGUCUUCGAAAAUGACAACGAUUUUGCACAACGCGUCGAAAAACAUCAGCGAGACCGGGGCGAUCAAUGGAUUACGAUCGAAGAGCCACUGGAACCCAGCAAACACCUGGAGAAAAUGAAGGGGCGGGUUGUCCUCGUGGACUGCUGCACCCUUUGGUUGACAAAUUACAUGAUGCAGGAAGGCCUCUUUUCCCUCGACGAAAACGAAAACGACAAGCUGAAAAAAAACGGAUCAGCCCAAGACGCUGCGGAGAGGGCACUCCGAAAGAUUGAAAAAGAGGUGAGCACAUAAAAUUUUCAAUCCUCAGGCACGACGGGGGGUCACGCUUUGCUUAAUUCCAAUUUUUAGGAUUGUCAUCGUUUUGCAUUCGAAAUGGCAAGGAUUGCAAGGACUGCUACCAUAGCAUCUUUAUGAUUCCUUGAAUUCUCAUCGCACUGAUUGUCUACUGUGGACCUUGUGAAUCGCAAAUUAAAUUCUCCUUGCAACCCGCAGUUCGACAAAAUGACGGAGCCAUGGGACUGUACCUAUGUGAUCGUAACGAACGAGGUGGGAUCGGGUACCCAUGCGCACGACCACGUGACACGGAAAUUCGUCGAUGCACAGGGAUGGUUCAACCAGUACGUUGCCAAGCGGGCCGAGGCCGUCGUGCACAUGGUUUGCGGGGUCCCGAACAUCGUCAGGGGCCCUCUGAGCAAACCGUCGCUGUCGACCGCGGUUCGAGCGAGCGGGGGGCUCGCGGCCCCGACACUCCACGAGGCGCAGCGGGCCGACAUGUUGGACCACUACCUCUCGAAGAGGAGCAUCGCCAUGGACCCGAAGGGGUACUUCAAGUUUCGGAUCGACAGAGACAAGAAGGUGAUUUUCGCGUCGUACCAUUCGUGCAUAAUCAACGAGAAGGGCGAGUUUUUCGACCUGCACGGGAACCGCUUGACGUGCCACGGGAAAUCCCCCGAGCCCGUCCGGACCUGGGAAUGCCGAACGGCCAAGGAAYUGACGACGGAGUUGCUGGAAAAAUGGGACAUGGCCGACAAAGUACUAAGCGUUGGCCACGGUGGGUACAUCGGAAGGGAAGCCCAGAAGGCCGAGGAUGCCUUGUACAGCGGGAGRGACUACCGACAAGACUAGAGAACGUAUUAAAAUAAAUAUUUACAAAGUGU
Molecule: messenger RNA, 1329 nt
Organism: Pseudo-nitzschia multistriata
Lineage: Eukaryota; Bacillariophyta; Bacillariophyceae; Bacillariales; Bacillariaceae
Source: the annotation of a GenBank genome assembly